Molecule: messenger RNA, 1758 nt
Organism: Trichoderma aggressivum f. europaeum
Lineage: Eukaryota; Fungi; Ascomycota; Sordariomycetes; Hypocreales; Hypocreaceae
Exons: 3
Coding region: 1-1758 (585 amino acids)
Biological process (GO): protein folding in endoplasmic reticulum
Cellular component (GO): endoplasmic reticulum; endoplasmic reticulum membrane
Molecular function (GO): FAD binding; thiol oxidase activity; protein-disulfide reductase activity
Source: RefSeq, a predicted model, not a curated record
AUGAAAUCCGCCAGCAACCUGUUUUUCCUCUCAGUGUUUGCCCUCUGGGCGGCACCGGGGGCGUGUUCGAGUUCUACAGACUCUUGUUCGUUCUCUCCGAACGCCAUCAUCGACGAUGGAUGCGUCUCGUAUGCUACGCUCGAUAGACUCAACGUAAAAGUAAAGCCGGCGGUCGACGACCUUGUUCGCACGACCGAUUUCUUCUCGCAUUACCGCAUGAAUCUCUUCCACAAAACAUGUCCAUUCUGGAAUGACGAAGAUGGCAUGUGCGGUAACAUCGCGUGCGCCGUCGAGACAUUGGAAAAUGAAGAGGACAUACCUGAAAUUUGGAGGGCUCACGAGCUUAGCAAGCUGGAGGGUCCUAGAGCGAAGCAUCCGGGCAAGAAAAUGCAGAGGCAACACCCGGAUCGACCGCUGCAAGGAGAGUUGGGAGAAGACGUGGGGGAAAGCUGUGUGGUUGAAUACGACGACGAGUGCGACGACAGGGAUUACUGCGUCAUGGACGACGAAGGCGCAACCUCCAAGGGAGACUAUGUCAGCUUGUUGCGGAACCCGGAGCGGUUUACUGGAUAUGGUGGUCAAAGUUCAAAGCAGGUCUGGGACGCCAUCUAUUUGGAAAACUGCUUUAAGAAGAGCUCUUUUCCCAAAUCCGCCGAUCUUGGCGUUUCCCAUCGGCCAACCGACCCUGCUGCCUUGGAUUUCAAGCAGGUCUUGGAUACGGCCGGCCGCCAGGCCCAGCUUGAGCAGCAGCGGCAGAGCAACCCAAACAUUCCGUUCGUUGCAAACACUGGUUACGAAGGCGAGGAUGAGUGCCUGGAGAAGCGAGUCUUCUACCGAGUAGUCUCGGGAAUGCACGCCAGUAUCAGCGUACACUUGUGCUGGGACUUUUUGAACCAGAGCACUGGAGAGUGGCAGCCCAACUUGGCUUGCUACGAAAGCCGACUGCACGGAUUCCCCGAUCGUAUCAGCAAUCUGUACUUUAACUACGCCCUCGUAACCCGCGCCGUUGCGAAGCUCGCCCCCUAUGUUCUUGGGCCGCAGUACACCUUCUGUGCCGGGGACCCACUACAGGAUCAGGACACUCGAGACAAGAUCUCUGCUGUGGCUCAGCACGCAGCCAGUGUCCCCCAAAUCUUUGAUGAGAGUGUCAUGUUUGUUAAUGGCGAAGGCCCUUCUCUCAAGGAAGAUUUCCGCAAUCGCUUCCGCAACAUCAGCCGAGUCAUGGAUUGUGUUGGCUGCGACAAGUGCCGCCUCUGGGGCAAGAUCCAGACAAACGGCUACGGAACGGCUUUGAAGGUGCUCUUCGAAUUCAACGAAGGCCAGAAGCCCCCGUCCCUCAAGAGAACUGAGGUGGUGGCCCUCUUCAACACAUACGCCAGACUCAGCUCAUCGAUUUCCGCUGUUGGCAAGUUCCGAGCCAUGAUCGACAUGCGCGACAAGGCAGAGUCCCAGACAUUCAAGAGCCCCGAAGAUGUCUGGACGCUCGUGGACGAGGUUGACGAAGACAUGAAUGAGUUUAUCAAAAUGCGUAAUCGCGGAACCCACGGCGAUACGGUGGGCGAGCAGGUUGGAAACGAGUUUGCCCGUGUCAUGAAGGCAGUCAAGAUUGUGCUCAAGAGCUGGAUUCGAACACCUAGAAUGAUCUGGGAAAUUGUCUCGGAUGAAACAUUGAGGGUAUACCGUGCUUGGAUCGGUUUGCCUCCGCGCCCCAGACGCUAUGCAUUCAGGCUCCCGAGCUUGGAUAGAGACGAGUUAUAA